UUUGGUCUUCCGACAUAUCUGAAAGUUCAUUACGGUAAUUUCAGUGCAUGUGUGGCAUAAAUUUUGCUUGGAUGGCUGAAAUCAAUGCUAAUAUAGUCAAAACAGACGAUCAUAUUACUAAAACCCCAUCGCCAUUGAGCAUCCAACAUCAUUUUAGUUGUCCCUCUCCCCCUCCAUUAAACUUCCAUUUCUACCAAGCUAUCCCUCCAUCUAAACCCCAUUCAAUUUGUACCCUUCUCCUUCCUCUCCCAUCCAAUCGGAAUCAAUGGGUUUCUAGGGCACCAAGAACGGUGAAAUGUGCUCGUCCUCUUGUAGCCUGGUAGAUUUGAUGAGCCCUUUCCUCCCACUGCACUUCAGUGCAGGUGUUGGCAUCAUUGUCCUUGGCCUCUCCUAUGCCUUUCAUGCGCAUCGGCUAGGCCGUCAGUGCUGUCCUCCUCGCUGUCGUUGCCAAGAUCUACGAGCUUUCCAUGCUGUUCAUUGCCCUCCUAUGCAGCCUCUUCGGCAUGCUCAGCCAAUCGGCGACAUCAUCACCACUAACCUGGGCACCGACAUGGUAAUUCUGUGGGAAGAGAUACUGCGGUGGCUGCUGGUGGCGACGGUGAGUUUCGUGGCGAUGCUGGUGCCCAACUUCGCCGACUUCUUUUCACUGACGGGGUGCAACACUUGCAUCGUCCUUGGGUUCGUGCUGCCAACGGCAUUCCAUCGGAAGGUGUUCGGGGCGAAGCUGGGGUGGGGUGGCUGCCGACAGGGUGAUUAUGGUGCUGGGCACGGCGUUGCGGUGUCCUAUGUGAAAAAAUCUUUAUUGUAUUGGCAAUGCAUUUUGGCCAUGUAAGCUAUAUUUUCAAACAUUUAAAGCCAUGACAGCUUCAGUUU
This is a messenger RNA of Elaeis guineensis (African oil palm), 873 nucleotides long. NCBI's taxonomy places the organism in Eukaryota, Viridiplantae, Streptophyta, Magnoliopsida, Arecales, Arecaceae. The record is from RefSeq and is a predicted model, not a curated record.